Molecule: messenger RNA, 1059 nt
Organism: Paramecium pentaurelia
Lineage: Eukaryota; Ciliophora; Oligohymenophorea; Peniculida; Parameciidae
Source: the annotation of a GenBank genome assembly
AUGUAAUCAAAAUCUUAGUCACAACCAUACUAAAACUCAUUUGAUUAAGAAUAUUAUCCUUUAUUAACUUAUGAAUACCAUGAUUUCUGUUAAAGCUUAGCCAUAAAUCAUAAUAAAACACUCUUAGCUAUUUCAGGAAAGAAUCAUGUAAGAAUUCUCUUAUUCCAAUUAAUGAAACUAAAAUAACUCUAAAUAUUUCCAAAAAUGUAAAGAAAUAUCUCUUAACUUAAUUUCCUGUAGAGAAGAUCAUUAUUAAUUAGUUGUUAUGAAGAUGGAUCUAUAAUUAUAUGGUCUUUAAAUCUCAUAUCAAAUCCAAAAUAUUUGUUUAAACUUAGGAAACAUAUGCAAGCUAUAUCAAGUAUGGUUGUGCAUCCUCUUAAGGAAGACUUAAUCAUAAGUGGCUCUUUUGAUAAAACCAUCAAUUUUUGGUUAGAUCAAUCUUCUCCAUCUUCGCAAUCUUAAUGGUAGUGUAUAUAAACCAUUAAUUAACAUUAAGAUUUGGUUUAUGGAUUAUCUAUUAAUAAAGAGGGAAAUACUUUACUUUCUUGUGGUAAAGAUAAUUAAAUAUUAAUAAUGCAAGGAUCAAGAUAAAUGGAAUGGUAAAUAAAAUAGAAGAUUAAAUUAGAUGGGGAAGGAUAUAGAAUAGGUUUUAUUACUAAUAGACUUUUUGCAUUUUAAUCAAGAAUACCUAGAAAUCGUCUUUUCUUAUACUAGCUUGAUGAAAAUACAUAAAUGUUCAACAAAUUAUAAGAUGUAAUAGUAGAAGGUGUAGGAGGUAAUCAAACAUGUGCUAUAUUCUUCCCUCUUGUUUAUAUAGAUAAUAAACAAAUUCUUAUAUCUAAAAAUGGAUAGAAAGUUAAUUUAAUAAAAUUAACAUUCUCUCAAUCAAAUUAAUUAUUCAAUUAAAUUUAAACAAUAGAUUAUGGAUUCUAACCAAAUGGCUGGCUAUUUGGUACUGUUACACAAGAUGGGGAGUAUUUGAUAACCUGGGAUCAAAAGUCUAAGAACAUUUAAAUACGAUCAUACUAAGAAAAGAUAAUUAAAUAAGAAUAAAACUGA